AUUUCUUUGGUGGGGCUCGUGUUUAGUAACACUUCGAACGCUUGACGAUCUCCACAUGUGGGGAGUGUGCUGCGCCCGACGAUCGCAGCAAAUCAGCGUUUUCUUUUCGUGUGUGUUUUGACCGAGAGAGAGUGGGAGAGAGGGACGAAUAGAUAGAGAGAUCGCCAGAGUGAGACUUAAACAAUUUGCGGAUAGGACCAAAGGACCCAUCGAAGAUGUUACCCAGAGAUCUACGGCAUCUCUCGGGUUUGCUGGGCGCCGUUUACCUCUUGGGCAGCCUGGUGUCCCUGACCGUAGCGGAUGGAAAGAUUUGCAACACGACGAUAUGCGACUGCAAGGGCAUCAAGGGACGACAAGGUGCCCCAGGACCCAUUGGACGGGCCGGCUUGGAAGGUCCUAUGGGAGAUGACGGACCAUUCGGACCACCUGGCCCCAUCGGCGAGAAAGGAGAUGUCGGCGAGUACGGCGAACAAGGCGAGAAGGGCCAUCGCGGAGACAUCGGAACUAAAGGUGAAAAGGGCUUCCCUGGAAUAAUGGGACCAAGCGGCGAGCCGGGCACCCAAGGACCACGCGGAAUCGAUGGCUGCGACGGAAGGCCUGGCGAGCAGGGAACGGUUGGAGCGCCUGGUGUGAACGGAGGCCGUGGUCCUCCCGGAAAGCCUGGCCAACAGGGUCCUCCCGGAGAGGCCGGCGAAGGCGGCAUCAAUUCCAAGGGCACCAAAGGCAAUCGGGGUGAUCCAGGAGCCCCCGGCUCCAGGGGUCCACCCGGAUUCGAUGGCGAUCGCGGCAGCAAGGGAGACACCGGAUUCGCCGGCCAGACGGGAGAGAAGGGAGACCCGGGAUUCCAGGGACCCAAGGGCGACACUGGCAACAUAAACACUCUUCCCUACAUCCUCGAAGGUCCACCAGGACAGAAGGGUGAACCAGGAGACAGCCUGACCCCAGCCCUAAAGGCCACCGAUGAGGGAAUGAAGGGCUACAAGGGAUUCAUUGGACCCAUUGGUGACCCGGGACCAGAUGGACCCACCGGCGAGCAGGGUCCCGUGGGACGCAAUGGACUGCCCGGUGCCUUUGGCGAACAGGGAGCCCCCGGAGAGCGCGGUAAGCCCGGCAAGGAUGGAGUUGCCGGUCCGGAUGGCGAGAAGGGCGUGAAAGGUGCACCCGGAUGGACCGGCUUGGACGGAGUGCCUGGCAGCAAGGGAGAGCGGGGAGAAGAUGGCUUCGACGGCAUGCCCGGUGUUCAGGGAAACGCUGGUCCACCCGGAAUCUACGAUCCCAGUCUGAGUGAAUCGCUGCCGGGACCCAUUGGACCGCAGGGAGACAUUGGCGCGCCAGGAGAUCGAGGACCACCCGGUCAGCCGGGCAAGCCAGGACGUCGCGGACCCAUCGGUUUGGCUGGCCAGUCGGGAGAUCCCGGCUUGGGCGGCAAUCGUGGUCCACCCGGACGCAGUGAGCGAGGUGAUAGCGGUGACUAUGGCCGAAUGGGUCCAUUGGGACCCCAGGGUCCUACAGGCGAAGCAGGCCUCCCUGGCCGAUAUGGACUACACGGUGAUCCCGGCCAGAAUCUGGAGGGUCCCAAGGGCGAGGCUGGUCUCAAUGGACUGCCCGGUAAGGAUGGCUAUCGCGGUGAGCGCGGCGAGGUCGGUCUGCCCGGUGACAAGGGUCUGCCCGGCGAAGGUUACAACAUCGUUGGUCCUCCUGGCUCCCAGGGACCACCUGGAUUCCGCGGACGUCCCGGUGACGAUGGUCGCAACGGAUUGAGUGGCCUGCCCGGUGACAAGGGUCUGCGUGGUGACGACUGCCCCAUCUGCAAUGCUGGACCCCGAGGACCACGUGGUCAGGAGGGUGACACCGGCUAUCCUGGACGUCAUGGCAGCCGCGGCGAGCGAGGCCUCCUGGGACCACGUGGCGAAAGGGGACUGCCUGGAAACCCCGGAAGGGCUGGCCACCGAGGUCUUCCCGGCACGGCUGGUAUUCCCGGUGAGCCGGGUAAGAUUGGAGCACCUGGUGCCAAGGGAGCAGUGCUCACAGUCGGCGCACUCGUCAAGGGAGAACAAGGUGACGAUGGCGACAGUGGACGUCGUGGAGAACAGGGAUUGGAGGGUGAGAAGGGACUAUUUGGUCGUGUAGGCGAUCAGGGUGAGCGCGGAGAGCCUGGACAGCGUGGCGACUUUGGUGAUACUGGAUUCCCGGGUCGCGAUGGCCUAGCUGGACGCGAUGGAAAGAACGGCAUUGCUGGAAUCAACGCCUCCAAGCCCAAGAUCUACUUGACCGGCGAGCCAGGCUUCAAUGGACGCAAGGGAGAGCGCGGUGAUGAUGGAGACACUGGUUUCAAGGGCGUCAAGGGUGAGCCCCAUCCCGGCGAGAUCUACGACAACCGAGGAGACGUUGGCGAAGAUGGCUAUCCCGGUCUGCCCGGUGACCAGGGACCAAAGGGUGAGCGCGGCGAUGAUGGACGCAACGGAGAUGUGGGUGACCGUGGGCUGAUUGGCCUGUCCUAUCCCGGACCCCUUGGUGCCAAGGGCUAUCCCGGCCCAACAGGCGAUUAUGGACCACAGGGAGCUGCCGGUCUGCCCGGCUUGGAUGGUGAGCCCGGUCUGGAUGGCAACAAGGGAUACAAGGGACAGCGUGGUGUGCCCGGCCAAGCGGUGCUCCCGGGAGAGAUUGGACUACCUGGACUUCCGGGCAUCAAGGGUCUUCCCGGUGAUGUCGGCAUUCCAGGACUCUAUGGACCCUCCGGUCGUCCAGGACCCAAGGGAGCGAAGGGCGAGCAGGGACCCUAUGGCGCACCAGGACAAACAGGUCUGCCCGGCAACAAGGGUCAGCGCGGUGACUACCUAGUUGGACCAGCCGGACCCAAGGGUGAGCCCGGACGCAAUGGACGUCAGGCUCCGCACGGCACCAAGGGCCAGAAGGGAGAGGUGGGUCUGCAGGGACAGGAUGGACAUAACGGCGUAAAGGGCAACAUCGGCUUCUCUGGUCGUCGUGGUCUCCUUGGCAGUCCGGGUCUCCAGGGCUACCCUGGCAGUCCUGGCAUCGGCGGACUUCCCGGCAUGACCGGCGAAAUUGGAGAACAGGGAGAUAUCGGCUACGACGGACGGCAGGGAGACAUCGGUCCUCGUGGACCCAACGGCGAGUUCGGACCUAAAGGUCUCUCCGGUGAUGAUGGUCCGGAUGGCUAUCCCGGAACUAACGGAUUCCCAGGACCCAAGGGCGAGCCAGGAUCUCCCGGAUUUCCGGGUCGCGUGGGACCCAAGGGCGUGGCCGCCUACAGCGGCAUCAAGGGUGAUGACGGAGAAGCCGGAUUGACAGGACCAAUUGGUUACCGUGGAGCCCCCGGACAGAAGGGUCAGCGUGGACCCACUGGUGAUUCGCCCGUGGCCUUCGAUGGACCAGCUGGCCGGAAGGGAGAGCCAGGCAGUCCUGGACUCAAUGGAAUCAACGGUCGCUACGGACUGAAGGGCCAGCGUGGUGAUCGCGGUCUGGCUGGCCAAAAGGGUCAGCAAGGUGUGACUGGAGCCCAGGGAGUGGCCGGCUAUCGCGGACGCAAUGGAGCUCAUGGCCUCAAGGGCGCCACUGGCGAAGUGGGACCCGAUGGACCCAAAGGUGCCCAGGGUGAAGUGGGCGCCGUUGGCUUUGAUGGACGUCCAGGUCAGAUCGGUGACCAGGGACCUCGCGGACUUGUUGGACUGCAAGGAGAACAAGGUCUGCAGGGCGACGAAGGUGAAAUGGGAUUCCCAGGUCGCAUUCUGAAUGUGGAGGAUCGUGAAAUCUAUCGCGGUCUCACUGGAGAUCGAGGUCUUCAGGGUGAGCGUGGCGCCAAGGGUGAAAGAGGACAAAUUGGAUUCAUCGGAGCUUUGGGAGCUAAGGGCGAACAGGGCGACAUUGGCUUCCCAGGAUUGGCUGGCUUCGAUGGAGCUGCUGGAGUCAAGGGCUUCCAGGGUGACAAGGGACCCCGAGGACCAGCGGGCUACACCGGAGUGGCGGAGAAGGGAGACGAAGGUGAUGCAGGACUCGAUGGACGCUUGGGUCGUCCAGGACGACCGGGCCAGAAGGGAGCGCCCGGACCACCAGGAGAGAAUGGCGCGCACGGCAUGAUUGGACACCGUGGACCCGAGAUCGUGGGACCACCUGGACCACGUGGCGAUAUUGGCUUCCCCGGAACACCUGGACACAAUGGACGACACGGAUUGAUUGGACCCAAGGGAGAGCAGGGAGACAUUGGUCGCCAGGGAGAGCGGGGUGAGUCCGGAUAUGCCAUUGUGGGCAGGCAGGGAGACUUCGGAGAUGUUGGCUACCAGGGUGAGACGGGUUGGACUGGCGCCAAGGGCGAGCAAGGCUUCCCCGGACGUCCCGGACAAAAUGGAAGGGUGGGUCCCGCUGGACCUCGGGGACCCACUGGCGACGCCGGCUGGAACGGAAUCGAUGGCAUGGACGGACUUCCUGGUCCCAAGGGUCAGCCGGGCGUGACAUUCCCCUACUCCUCCGUUCGUCCGGGAGACCGUGGUGAGCCUGGUCUGCCUGGUUUCCGUGGCGAGCCCGGCGACAUGGGAGAGCCAGGAUUCCAAGGAUUGGUGGGACUUCGCGGUGUGACCGGAUAUCGUGGUGACCAGGGCGAAGUGGGCUACACUGGAGCCGAUGGACAGAAGGGACCACGUGGUGACAAGGGUUUCAUCGGCUUGACCGGACUUCCUGGUCUCCAGGGUCUUCCCGGACCGCAAGGUGACGCGGCGCCCGCUCCGCCGGCGCCCAAGAGCCGUGGCUUCAUCUUCGCCCGCCACUCGCAGUCCGUCCAGGUGCCACAGUGCCCGGCCAACACGAAUCUGCUGUGGGAGGGCUACUCCCUGUCUGGCAACAUAGGCUCCGCCAGGGCUGUGGGUCAAGACCUGGGUCAGUCCGGCUCCUGCAUGCAGAGGUUCACCACGAUGCCCUACAUGAUGUGCGACUUGUUGAACGUGUGCCACUAUGCCCAGAACAACGACGACAGUCUGUGGCUGUCCACCGCCGAGCCCAUGCCGAUGACCAUGACACCCAUCGAGGGCAGGGACGUCGAGAAGUACAUCUCGCGUUGCGCGGUGUGCGAGACCAAGACCAGGGUCAUUGCCCUGCACUCGCAAUCCAUGUCCAUUCCGGACUGCCCCGGCGGGUGGGAGGAGAUGUGGAACGGCUUCAGUUACUUCAUGACCACCUUGGACAACGUUGGAGGCGUUGGACAGAACCUCGUCUCCCCGGGCUCCUGUCUGGAGGAGUUCCGCGCCCAGCCGGUGAUCGAGUGCCAUGGCCACGGACGUUGCAACUACUACGAUGCAAUUGCCUCCUUCUGGUUGACCGUGAUCGAGGAGCAGGAUCAGUUCGUGCAGCCAACCCAGAGGACCCUCAAGGCCGAUCAAACCAGCAAGAUCAGCAGGUGCACGGUUUGUCGUCGUCGUGGUGAAACCCUUAUUCCCCGUAAUACAGGCACCUAUGACUAUAGGUCAUCCUGGUCAUCUGACAGUGCUUCAAGACCCAGCUCGCAGUCCAGUACUGGAUCAUCAUCAGGUAGAUCUGGCUGGUCCUCUGGCAGCAAUGCAGGUUCCCCAUCGGGAUCCAGCUGGUCUUCGGGCUCUUCCGCUGGAAGAUCCAAUCCAGGAUCUAACUCAGGCUGGUCUUCCGGUUCCUCCGCUGGAGGUUCCAAUCCGGGAUCUAACUCAGGCUGGUCUUCCGGCUCCCCCGCUGGAGGUUCCAAUCCGGGAUCUAGCUCUAGCUGGUCUUCAGGCUCCCCUGGACGUGCCAGUCCUGGAUCUAGCUGGUCUUCCGGCUCUCCGGGAGCUUCCAAUCCGGGAUCUUACUCUAGCUGGUCUUCCGGCUCCCCUGGAGGAUCGAAUCCGGGAUCUGGCUCAGGCUGGUCCUCCGGCUCCCCCGGACGUGCCAGUCCUGGAUCUAGCUGGUCCUCGGGCUCUCCUGCAGGAUCACAUCCGGGCUCGGACUCCAACGCUGACUGGAACUCCGGCUCCGGCUGGAGCACAGAUCCCCGCAACCCCGCCGCAUCGAGGAACCCCUCCUCGACCGCACAACGACAGCCGUACGCGCCGGCCCCAUCGAACUACUUGAACGGAAGGUACCAGCAGAGACCGCGCCCGAGCAACCUGCAGACCUACAACGAGUACGGUCGCUAUGGGGGCGAUACCCGCCAGUACAACCGACGCCCGCGUGAGGACACCACCGCCCCCUAGGCUGCAGAAUUCGCACUAAGUAGCAGUUAAAUUUUUGUCUUAAGUCUAUUGCUAUCCUAUCACGAUAACGAUAACGAUCUAAACCAAAACCAAAACUAAAACUAAAACCCAACCCCAAAUCAAUCAACCGAAGAAACAAGAAAAACUCCAAAGCCCACUGAACAGUGCCAUUUUCCGUGGAGAUGUAAUCUAAUUACGUGGACACCCAAAGCUUAAAAUAUAUUACACAUACCAAAAAUUACACAUGAAAAUUGAGAAAGGGGACGAGAAGAGUAACCACUGCCUCCACUGCAAAGACAGUAAGUCUUUUGCCUCUGUUGGGAUUAUUGUAAACGUAACAAAACCAAAAACAAAACCCAGUUUUUUGAUAAAUAAAAUUUACAACACAUAAAACCAAUGCA
Molecule: messenger RNA, 6613 nt
Organism: Drosophila suzukii
Lineage: Eukaryota; Metazoa; Arthropoda; Insecta; Diptera; Drosophilidae
Gene: vkg
Product: Collagen alpha-1(IV) chain viking
Biological process (GO): extracellular matrix organization
Cellular component (GO): collagen trimer
Molecular function (GO): extracellular matrix structural constituent conferring tensile strength
Source: RefSeq, a predicted model, not a curated record